CAGACCAUUAUAUGCAGUCACAUACAAUUCUUAAAUUUCUCACAAUUUUUUUUUUUUGGCAAACAACAAAAAUUUUUCAAUAUCGUGUGAAUUAGUUGAAGAUAGUUAGUUAAAAGACAACCUUAAUAACCAAAAUAAUCAUGUUUAAAUCAAUGAUACCUAAUGGUAACCAUAGUCAUAUAAUAACAAAUACUAUAUUCAAGACAUUCAGUCGUGGGAAAAGAACUGCAACCACUAUAAAUGCCGCUACUCAAAAGAUUGUGAAUCAAUUAUCAGCAUUAUCAGCCAGUAGGAAACAACCUAAAUUAAUAAGAUUAUGUCAAGAAGAUUUAAUCAAACAUAGAACUAUUGUGAAUGCUUGGAAAGUGUUCAAGAGGCAAAGAGAACAAAAGAGAACCGCACAAUUAAAGAAACAAUAUGAAAGUAUAGUGAAUGCUAUGGAAGAUUUAAAAACUUCAAGUCCUGAAUUAUUUGAAUUAGCAAGUGAAAAACCAAAGAAAGCUGUUUUAUUCCCAUUAGAAAUGAGAACUCCAACUGAUUAUCCUGCUAAUACUCCUUGGAUAUAUAAUUAUUCCCCACCUGCCAAAUUCAUUAAAGCUAAGAAACCAACAACCCCAGAAUCUUCAUAAUCAUAAUCAUAUAAUCUGCAUAAUAGAGACAAUAAUACCUUGUAUAGAAUUUGUUUAUUAUU
Messenger RNA from Scheffersomyces coipomensis, 691 nucleotides. Its product is annotated as mitochondrial 54S ribosomal protein mL40. The transcript has a single exon. The record is from RefSeq and is a predicted model, not a curated record. Lineage: Eukaryota; Fungi; Ascomycota; Pichiomycetes; Serinales; Debaryomycetaceae. Gene Ontology annotation, biological process: mitochondrial translation. Gene Ontology annotation, molecular function: structural constituent of ribosome. Bases 141 to 629 code for a protein of 162 amino acids.